CAAACUGCUGUGAUUUUAUUUGGUUUUGGCGGUAAUUUGCAGUUUGUUUUAUGGCAUGAUAUAAAAUGCGUUGUUCGGAUUGGGGGCGUGUCUCCAAGCGCGAUCCGUAGGAAACAUUCCUUUUCCAGGGAUAUUUUUAUUACAUAAAUUAGUAACGUUGAUCCCCUAACCGCCUGUCUCUUGGUAGUGUGGAUUAGACUGCAUUCACAACAUGUGAGUUCGUAUUGACUCUAUCUGUGAGGGUUUUAAGCUGUAGCAGCGCGCUUUCAGUUCUCCUUUCCACUGAAGCUGAACGGGCCCCGUCUCGUCUCAUAAUAUCCUCAAACAUGGAGCACGCCGGCUGCGUCAACAUCUGCAGUCUCACCAGCACCUUACCGGUGAUCCCGUACCGGAAACUAACGGACCUGCACUACAUCAGUAAAGGCGGCUUCGGGACCGUGUUCAGGGCGCAGCACAGCGACUGGCGCACCACGGUGGCGAUCAAGUGCUUGAAACUGGAUUCACCGGUUGGUGAGAGGGAGAGAAACUGUUUAUUGAAGGAAGCUGAGGUGCUUCACAAAGCUCGAUUUAACCACAUCAUCCAGAUCUUUGGGGUUUGUAAUGAGCCCGAGUUCUUCUGCAUUGUGACUGAGUACAUGACCAACGGAUCACUGGACGAGCUCCUGCAUGAGAAAGAUAUGUACCCAGCGGUGGCCUGGCCAUUGAGGCUGCGUAUUCUUUAUGAGAUCGCUUUAGGAGUUAACUUCCUUCACAACAUGACACCACCCCUUCUGCACCAUGACCUUAAAACUCAGAACAUCCUGAUGGAUGGGGAGUACCAUGUUAAGAUCGCUGAUUUUGGCUUAUCUAAAUGGCGCCAGCUCUCGAUCACUAAAGGGUCCAGCUCCAAACCUGCCGAAAUGGGAGGCACGGUCAUCUAUAUGCCACCUGAGGAGUACGAACCUUCCAAAAACCGCAGAGCUGAUGUCAAAUAUGACAUGUACAGUUACGCCAUCAUCAUGUGGGAAGUGCUUUCAAGACGGAUACCGUAUGAAGAGGCUACCAAUCCCAUGCAGAUCAUGUUCAGCGUUCUCCGUGGAUCGCGACCCGACACGGGCCUGGACAGUCUGUCAGCAGACAUCCCCAGCCGAGAGACCCUCAUUAACCUCAUGACCUGCGGCUGGACCGCCAACCCAGAUGAACGGCCCUCCUUUCUCAAUUGUCUUAUUGAACUGGAGCCCAUGAUGAGAAGAUUUGAUGAGAUUGAUUUCUUGGAAGCAGUGUUGGAAGUCAAACGAAGUAAGUAUAUGAGGCCAUCAAGCUGUUGCUCAUCGACUCAAAAAAUUCAGGAAAAGAUUGUGAAGGAACCAAAUGUCCCUUGGCCAGACAACAGUUCAACAUCUGGAUCAGGAUCCUGCUCUUCCCAGGAAGCAGAAAUGUCCCAUCCAGGCUUCCUUACCAUAUCAAAUCCCUCUCAAGCAGGUGUGUCAGGUGCUCAGGCUGGUCCACAGGCAUCAUUAAUUUCCCUUCCACUUGAUCCUCCAAAGCCUCUUGUGGACCACUGCUCUCGGAACAACCUCAGUCCCGAAUACCAGACGGCGCAGCCUGUGUCCGACAUCAACAUACCUUUUAAACCACGUGCGCCUCAGAGUGAAAUUGACCUGGCUCUUGCCAUACAACCCCUCACACUGCAGCCACACCCACAAGAUUUUGUCACAGCAUCGGACACUCAAGGACCGGCGACUCGCUGGAUUGCUUCCCGAAGGGAGGAAAUCGUGCGGCAGAUGACGGAGGCAUGUCUCAAUCAGAGUUUAGACGCUCUGUUGUCCCGUGAGCUGCUGAUGCGCGAGGACUAUGAACUGGUCGUGAACCAGCCCACGCGUACCGCCAAAGUGCGGAAGCUUCUGGAUACCUGCGAGCGGCAUAGCGAGGACUUCUGCCGCGUGGUGGUGCGGAAGCUCCAGGACAACAAACAGAUGGGCCUGCAUCCCUACCCCGACCUCAGCACCACCAGCCCUCCGCCGCCACCUUAUACAGCCCCCAGUGCCCCCUUCCUCUCCAACUCCUUCAACAUAAGAAACUUCUGACCUUCUCCCAGCUCCCAAUCACUGCUCUUGAACCGGAGCUCUGUGAGUCCUUCUUUCAGUUAAGGAUGGUUCCUAUUCACACGCUCUUACAUUUGUUUGUGCUGCUUGGCCAAAACUUUGUGUGCCUGGACAAGUGCUUUUGCCCCUGUGGUUAAGGUGUUGGUGCCUAGUACACACUUUUUAUGGUAUCAACUUGAACACAUCGUACAAGGCCGACUUUGGUGAAAUAAUCACUCGGCUUGUGUUGGACGUAAUGCCAAAAUCCUUGAUGAAAGGGACGAAAAUUUAAGCAGUACGGCAGUUUGACCUUGUCACGUUUAAACCUUUAUUCCAGCCAUCAAAAGAAUCUGGUUGCUGCUACUUGGAAAGCAGUGAAACGCCUAAGCAAUUGAUCCUGCACUUUUUUCAUGCCAGGGAACUUGGUAAAAUAGACUUGAGGCAAAGUUAUGAGUGGAAACAAACCUUCCUGUAAUGCCAAGUAACUUCCAUAUUACUGCACAGUUACAUGUCUGAACUUGAUGAAAAUUCAUGUGAAUCGUUGGUUUCGUUCUUCCUUGUUUCCCACAGUGGCUGUUCAUGGUUUCGCUUUGUGUUGAAUGUGGUGUUAGGGUUGGUGGACAGAUGCAGACCUUAGUCAGGGUAGAUACAGUUAAGGCUUUGAUGGGUUGAAAGUUUCAUUGUAUUCAGUGGGCUCAGUCAACAAAUAUUUCUUGAGAAUUAGACAUUAUCUUGAACAUUACUUUUUGAACAGAUGGUAUGUUGCAUACUGUGUAUCAUGGCCCUUUUUCCUUUGUAUCUCUUUAAAUAAGAAAUUUGAAAUAAAGUCCAUUGGCACACCAGUGGUUUAAUGGUUGGGCCAUGCAGAGAUAGUUCAUCCCUUUUCAAACCUAUUUGACUUUCUUUUGAAUAAUGUUUUAUCAGUGGGGUCCAGUGUCCAUUGGUUUUGGACCCCGUUGACUUAUUGUACAAAAACAGUCUUCAGAAGAAACAAACAACAAAGUGGCAAAAGGUUAGCUUUGACAUGUUUGGAUUUUUGUGGUCUUUUGACAAAUUAGUAAAAUUAUUAUUAUUAUUUGCCGAACUGGCAGUGACAGACUCAACAAUUCAAGCUCUUUGCCUGACUGUUUUUUCAAAUGAGCCAAUCAGAUGUCAUUCUUUCCUUGAUGACUACUGUAGCAUCCUCUUCAUAAGCAAUAUUACACAUUUGAUGAAGCAGAAUAAAUCCAGGCUGAAUAGGGUAGCACAGUAGGGUCUAUAAUGAUGGAGUUUACACAAACUGGCUGAAGCCAACUUUACUUCCAAGCUUUUUCUUCUUUUAUGUUUUUGUUGUUCUCAAAUGGCCACUGAACAAAAAAAAUAAAGGCAACUGUGACUUUUUAUCUAAAAAUUCUGACUUUUUUCUUGCAAUUUGUGAGUUUACAUCUUUCGAUUCUGACCUUUUUUUCUCCGAAUUGUGAGAGAUAAUCUUACAAAGUAACAAAGUCAGAAUUGUGAGAACUGCGUGAUUUAAACUCACAAUUGCAAGGUCAGAAAAAUUCAGAAUUGUGAGAAACCUACAGUUUAUAUCCCACAAUUGUGAGAACAUAUCAGUCUUUUUCGGUUGCACUUUAUUUUACAGUACGUGUACUAACAUGUACUUAUAGUGUACUUACAGCGUAUUUAUCUAAGAAAGUUCUGGAAAUACAAGGUAAAUACAUGGGGUGGGGUAGGUUCAGGGUUAGUACCUAGUUAUUACAUAGUUAUUAUAAUUACUAUAAUAAGUACAUGGGGAACAGGACUGUAAAAUAAAGUGCUACCCUUUUUUCCCCUCAAAAUUAGGACUUUAAUAACUUCUUUAAUUAGGACUAUCUCACAAUUCUCAGAAGAAAGUCGGCAUUGCGAGUUUGUCAUGCAAUCCUGAGGAAAAAAGUUAGAAUUGUGAGAUAAAACAGUUGAAUGCGGACCUGGGUUGUUCACACUUCAGCUUAGAUAAGGGUCUUGGAUAAGUUAUUUCUUAGUAAGUUUUGUGCCAUCUACAGUAUGUAGCCUAGUUUGCACUGGUUAUCAUUGACUCCAGAUGUAGCAGCAGACAGAGGAUAGUUUACAGCACUUUUAAUACAUAAAAGCAUGAGGCAACUGUAUUGAAUAUACUGAUGUUUACAUCCCAUCUGCAUAGAUUUUAAGAAAUGCUACUAGCAAGACGCUUUUAUCAAGGAACAAAUAGACAACACAAGUGCUUCUGUUUACACAACCGUCAUCCAUUUAGACCAGCAGUUUUUGGCCAUGUUCAAAGUUUUGAUCUCCAAUGUUAAUUAUGCUUCCUAUGUUUUAAGUUUGAAGUUCUUUAGAAACAAAACCAAAGGGAAUGCCUGAAGCUAGCACUGAAAACAUCGGCUCUACUGAUCUUUAAGCAGAAAACAAACUGGAAUUAAUGCUGAAUUAAAUUUGUGCUAAUGCUUUGAUCUUUUUUGCCUGACGGAUGAGCCAGUCACGUACUUGAUUAAAUGAGACAUUUGAGAAGUGUUUUGCUAUGUUUUCUCUUUUGUGUGUGUGUGUGUGUGUGUGUGUGUUUUCAGGCAUUGAAUUCCUGUGCCGGUGGGUAUUGCAUGUGUCUGUGCUAUAGACUUCCCGUCUGUGCAAACAGACAUAGUUUUAGACGCCUUAUAUCAUUACAGAGGUGAUGUAUUUUGCUUAGAUUGAUUAUGUGAGUCCCCUGGAAUUGGUUGUUUUAAGUUUCCUUCUCUAAAUCAGUCAUGCUGUAGUUUUGGUUUUAAUUUCGGUGCAUGUCGGAAACCCGUCUUGCUGUUAGUGUUUGAUGUUAUUGACUGGUUAUCAAUGCAAGAACCUGAUUUUUAGUUAUUUAAAAAAUUUUGAGCAGAAAGGAACAGCCUUUUUAUUACAGAUUUUUAUGUUGGCUGUCCAGGGUUCGGGACCAUUUACAAUAUAAAGAGUAUUUGUGGUCUGUUAUAGUUUUGUAUUUAUUUAUAGAGUUUCCUGGUGAUCAUUUACAUGCAUCGUAAGUUGUUUGUAACGUUCUGUAUAUAGUUUUGAAAAUAUCACUUGCUUUAGAUUAUUCAGAGGCUGAAUAUACUUUAGCACUCAUCUUAGCAAUAUAUCAGACAAAUACUGAAUUGCCAAAUUAGGUCUGGAUGCACAAAUGUUGCCUUUUUGUUCAUAUCACAUUUUAAUUGACACAGGCAAUGACUACAAUUGAUAUAAAUGUUCUUUUUUUGUAUUGCCUUGAAGCUCUCAGAAGUAAGAUCUACAUGUCUUGUAAUCUAAUAUAAAAUGAAAAUAAUGUAGAGCACAUGUAGCAGUGUACAAGUAGCAUACAUCUGUGCUCUGGUACUGUGUGAGGAACUUCCACAAAUCUGGUCAACUUUGAAGUGUUAUUAAAAUGUGUUAGAAUUUCCUGAA
Carassius gibelio (silver crucian carp) is the source of this 5462-nucleotide messenger RNA. RefSeq names its product receptor-interacting serine/threonine-protein kinase 2. The record is from RefSeq and is a predicted model, not a curated record. NCBI's taxonomy places the organism in Eukaryota, Metazoa, Chordata, Actinopteri, Cypriniformes, Cyprinidae. Gene Ontology annotation, biological process: protein phosphorylation; positive regulation of apoptotic process; positive regulation of canonical NF-kappaB signal transduction. Gene Ontology annotation, molecular function: JUN kinase kinase kinase activity; ATP binding. Bases 327 to 2066 code for a protein of 579 amino acids. The transcript has 11 exons. Gene Ontology annotation, cellular component: cytoplasm.